This is a messenger RNA of Saprolegnia diclina VS20, 2476 nucleotides long. RefSeq lists its product as hypothetical. NCBI's taxonomy places the organism in Eukaryota, Oomycota, Saprolegniomycetes, Saprolegniales, Saprolegniaceae. Gene Ontology annotation, molecular function: glucosidase activity. Gene Ontology annotation, cellular component: plasma membrane; endoplasmic reticulum membrane. The transcript is spliced from 4 exons. The coding region runs from base 47 to 1708 and encodes 553 amino acids. Gene Ontology annotation, biological process: (1->6)-beta-D-glucan biosynthetic process. The record is from RefSeq and is a predicted model, not a curated record.
CGAGUAUUACACAUUGCGGCGCAGUCAAGUUUUUUCCUCCGACGAGAUGCAACGCGGCGCGACGCUCGCCGCCAUGGCCGCGCUGGUGCGACCCGCAUUGGCCGGCAACCAGAACGACCCGACGCAGCCGACCAAGUCGGGCCUCGGCACCUGGAUCGAUGCCCACACGCCGACCGACGCGUACACCAAGCUGAGCUCGCGCGGCGACACGUGGAACCUCGUCAUGAGCGACGAGUUCAACCUCGAUGGCCGCCAGUUUGCGUACGGCAACGACCACAUCUGGACGGCGCUCGACAUUCCCGAUGGCGUCAACCGCGCAAUGGAGCUCUACAGCUCCAAGAGCGUGUAUACCGAGGGCGGCUACUUGUACAACCGGGUCGACGAAGGCCCGGUGAACGUGAGCUUUUGGAACUCGUGGUCCGAGACGCCGGGCUACGAGAACAAGACGAUGCACUACACGGCCGGCAUGAUGCAGUCGUGGAACAAGUUUUGCAUCCAAGGCGGGUUUGUGCAAGUGCGCGCCAUGCUCCCGGGUGCGAUCAACAAGGAGUCGUUCAACCCGCAUAUUCUCGGCUACAAGUGGGCGCCGCCGCCCAUCAACAAGAUUCCGAUCAACGACAAGGACAAGAUCCCCGACAUUCGCUUCUACCCGACGUGGCCAGGUCUCUGGCUCAUGGGCAACCUCGGCCGCGCCCUCUUCGCAGCAUCGACCAACCGCAUGUGGCCGUGGACGUACGACGAGUGCGACGAGCGGUACGAGACCAACCAGCGCAUCUCGGCGUGCAACAAGAACCCGGGCUUUGGCCUCAACCCAAACCAAGGCCGCGGCGCACCCGAGAUCGAUAUCCUCGAAGGCGGCGGCACGGCAAUUUCGUCGUCGGUUCAAAUUGCACCGGGCAUGCCCGACGAGUACCGCCGCACCAAGCCGAUCCUCAAGCUUGAGAGCGUCACCAACGUCGACGCGCAAGGGCGCAAGGGCCAGGGCCACCUCUUUUGCUACUACGACAAGAACUGCCUCACACCCGGCGCCAACAUGGCCGACGUUCCAACGGCGACGUUCGCCUCGCGCGGCCACAAGUCGUGGUACCACGGCCUCCGGUACGCGGCCAACGACCGGUGCAACCCCGACCCGAAGCUUGUCCAGCAGUACGCGUCGGUGGCGGCUGCCCAGAACGGCACCAUCAUCGACAACCAAUUCGACAUCAAAACCAUUAGCUCGGGCCGUGAUUUGCACGCUGACUUGAGCUUGAUGGACGGGAAGGGCCCGCUGCACUGGGGCAUCAACUACAAGGGCACGUGCUUCCCGAUCUCGAACGGGUACAUUGGCGGGUUCCUCUGCGACCCGGACAAUAUGAACGACAAGUGCGAGAACCCGCGCAAGCCCGGCGUGCCCCUCACGCGCCAAAUGGAGACGUUUGCGUACCAAAUGGACGCGAUUUCGUCCAACUGGGACAUUUCGUUUGAGCACUACAAGAUGUUUUUCAACUACGAGAUCGAGUGGGUCAUGGGCGACGACGGCUACAUUCGCUGGACGCUCGACGACGCGCCGAUCUUUGAAAUUCCGGCGACGUCGAUGACCAACCCGCCCCAAGGCGGUGCGACCGUCAACCCCAAGAAGCUCAUGAUUGAGGAGCCGUCGUACAUCAUCUUCAACAUUGCCAUGGCGUCGGCGUGGGGUACGCGUUUGUGUUUGGAGAUUCGAAUGUGAAUCUCAAAACCAUUGUGUUUUGCAGGUGCGAUGCCACCGAACUACGAAGUCGGGCCGUGCCGCGGCAAUGCGACCAUGCCUGCCGACCCCAACGUCCGCCGCAUCACAGACAACAUUUGCGACUCGUUCCCGAUGUACAUGGUCAUUGACCACAUUCGCAUUUGGCAAGACACGUCCGUGGGGUCCAAGAUGAGCGUCGGCUGUGACCCGGCAAGCCACCCGACCAAAGAGUUCAUCAAGGCGCACAUCCUCAACUACACGGACCCGCUCAACAAGGACGUCGAGGUCGCAGGCAAAAACACCUGCAUCAACGACGACGACUGCUCGAUUGCCGGCGGGACACCGACGGGCCGCUGCAUCAAGGAGCGCUGCGAGUGCAUUACGCUCUGGGCCGGCCCCCGCUGCACCAAGUACACGCCGAACCUCAACAGCGACGAGAAGGAGGCGUCGUUUGGCCCCAAGGUUGUCUACCCCGCGUCGAUUCUCGGCGCCCUCAUCCUCAUUGUCGUGGCCACGACGAUCGUGCGUCGACGACGUCACGUGGCCGAAGUCGAAGCCGCGAAUGCAUUUGCGGAAAUGAAGAGCGCCAAGGCCGCGGCGAUGGCGGCCGAAACGGACGACGACGCGAGCAACAACGCUAGCAACAACCGCCGGUACUAUGGCCCGGCCGCCGCCCAACCGCGCAACCUCGCUUGAGCCCGCGCCGUACCGCAUACCGAGUUCGUUAUGCUUUCUGUGAAAUGGAAUUUUCCCUGCUUUUGUUUGUCA